CUCUGAGUUUGCCCGCAGUUGCAGUCCAGAGGUGAAAUGCAGCCCAUGUUCCUUGCAGCAUUCCAACAUAAUUUAUUUUGAGAUUUUCUAUCAAUAUUGACAUUGCUGCCAACUGAGUGCAUGUGGGUGGUAGAGGGACAGAGCACGGAUAGAUAGUGUUUUCUUUUCGUCAACGGCGCCCUCUCUCUACUCAGACCGGCUGAGGAUGGACGGGAACAGAACCAUCGACCCGAGCUGCAGGGACAGACCUCCCGUGGCCAUCGACAUCAUUUCCCAGUUGGACAUAUUUGGUAUCAUCCUGUACUCUGUGCUGACCUUCAUGGCAGUGGUGUCCAUGCUGGUCUACAUAGAGGAGUGUUGGUACAUCUACCGGAAGGUUCCCUCCCACAAGAAGAGCGCCAUCAUCUGGGUCAACGGGGCACGUCCAGUGAUCGCCACCAUGUCCUGUCUGGGGAUGUGGAUUCCCCGAGCCACCAUGUUCACUGACAUGACCUCUGCCUGCUAUUUUGCGAUCGUAGUGUUUAAGUUCCUGGUGCUGAUGAUUGAGGAAGUGGGGGGUGACGAGGCGUUUCUACGGCGAGCAGGGAAAAACAAACUGAGGAUCAGUACUGGUCCCUGUUGUUGCUGCUGCCCCUGUCUACCCCAUGUUAACAUCACACGACGGAGUCUGUUCCUGCUGAAGUUGGGAUCGUUCCAGUUUGCCGUGCUAAAGAUCGCCUUCACCAUACUAUCAAUCAUCCUUUGGACCAAUGGCAACUUUGACAUCGCAGAUAUGGCAAUAACGGGAGCAGCCAUCUGGAUUAACCCAGGUGUGGGGGUCCUGACCAUCAUAGCACUGUGGCCUGUAGCCAUCAUGUUCAUGCACCUCAGGAUCACACUGCGCAGCCUCAAGAUCAUCCCCAAAUAUGCCAUGUACCAGCUGGUGCUGGUGCUGAGUCAGCUCCAGUCGGCCAUCAUCAACAUCCUGGCUAUGAACGGAACCAUCGCCUGCACGCCACCAUACUCCUCACAGGCCAGGGGAUAUUUGAUGAGUCAACAGUUGUUGAUCCUGGAGAUGUUCAUCAUCACCUUGGUAACCCGCCUGUUGUACCGCCGCCAGUAUGACCCACUCCCUGACGACGAGAAUGACGAUGAACACACCAAGAUGGUUAUACCGGCCGAUAAAUCUGACAUAGCGUGAGGGCAAGAGAGACUGUAUCUGUGCAUGUAUUAGAGACAAAGUGUGCGUGUGGUUUUGUUAGAAAGACUGUGUGUUCAAGAGAAAGAGUAUGUGUGUAUGUUAUGUUACACAGGUCUGCAGUAAGAAUUUAAUCAGUCAUGGCAUUUUCUGGGUGAGCAAUGCUGUUAAAAUGAAUCAGAAGUCAUAAUCCCUCAGCCAGUGUGUUUGGAAAGUGUUGCUAUUAUGUAACUGUAAUCUAAGAAUUAUUUCAGAAAUGUAUUUUUCCUCAGAAGUUGUAUCUUUUGCCAUAGCCUUGUUGAACAUUAUAGUGUAUUAUCAUGAGCCAUUUAUAAUAUAUACAUUUUGAAACAUUUGCUCUAAAGAUUUGUUUUGGCAUUUGUUUUUUCAUAGGCAUGCAUACACAUGUAUUUGUAAAGAAGAACCCUGUAUUCAUUGUAGUUGCAAACUUGCUCCACUUAGGUGGCCGUAUGAACCAAUGGGUCCGCCUGCCAGUGACACUGAGCAGUGGCCUACAUUGAUAGAAUGACCUUAUUCAAAUGUUAUCAUGAUCAUUGACAGAUCAACACAGACACACCUCUUUAUUCCCUCGUCUUUAGACCUUCAUCUUGUGGAAUCUGCGUUAUCACAACCCAGAUGUACUCUGCAGAUCAGGUUUAGAACUCUAGGUGACCAUACUUACUAGUAACAAAUGGUAGGUGCAAAUUGAAAUGUUAAAUAAUUUUUCUAAUUUGUAUUAUUGUAAAGGAUAAUUAGUAGAUUACUUUGAACUGUUCCAAGCUCUACCACUUUCUAGUUAAGGCUACUGUAUCCAGUGGUGUAAAGUACUUAACUACUUAAGUAGUACUUAAAAUACUUAUUUUUAUUUUGGGGGGGGGGGGGGGUGUAUCUGUACUUUACUUUAUUUAUAUUUUUGAGUAGUUUUAUUUCACCACAUUCCUGAAGAAAAUGUACUCCAUACAUUUCCCAUGACAACCAAAAGUACUUGUUACAUUUUGAAUGCUAAGCAGGACAGGAACGUUGUCAAAUGCAUGCACUUAACAAGAGAACACUGGUCACCCCUA
This is a messenger RNA of Oncorhynchus kisutch (coho salmon), 2241 nucleotides long. RefSeq names its product organic solute transporter subunit alpha. Bases 206 to 1180 code for a protein of 324 amino acids. The record is from RefSeq and is a predicted model, not a curated record. The transcript has 9 exons. Lineage: Eukaryota; Metazoa; Chordata; Actinopteri; Salmoniformes; Salmonidae.